AUGAAGAACCUCCGCUCCGAACCGGGCGGUCGAUUCGACGCCACCAUUGGGCAUCAGUCUCGGCUUCGAGCUGAUGAGGGCACGAUGGGACCCGCACACCUUCAUCUGCGCCUCGGCUCUUCUCGUUGGUCAAAGGCGGCGAGGAUUCACGCCCCGCAAACGAGCGAGGGUGGGCACGGCAGACCCUCCUCCAACUCCCUCUCUGUCCCUGUCUUGGUCGAUUUGCAAAUGCGAGGCCGAAGAGGUGUCGGGCCAUCUCUAUCUGAGAAAGGCCUCAUCAUCAACAUGAACCUCGGUCGCUUCCACACGGUGCAGGCUCUACUCUUCUUGCUCCUCGCCCCUCUCCUCUUUUCCAUCGCGGUCUCGGUCCAAGCCGCACCGGCGGGUCUGUCAAAAGACGACUGGAAGAUCCUGUACCCCCAAGAGGCGAGGCUUCUCAAGGCCUACAACGGUCUCGUGUCGCGCCUGCGUCUUCAUGGGGCCAACAUGGACCACGACGUCUUCCAGACCUACCGCGCCAUCGACCAUCCCAUCCCCACGCUCCCCGACGAACGGGCCCUGACCCUGUUUGAACGCAUCCGAAAGAUCAACACGCUCAUGGCCUCCUUCGGCCCGGAUGGAAACAUCCACAACCCCUCGUGGCAGCUCGAAAACCUUCGCAACCAACAGAUGGGCAGGGACACGCCGCAAAGGUCCCGGCUGGUCGAGAUCAAGGAACGGCUCGCCACCCUCCAGCGCCUCUACGACCAGGCGCAGCACGAGUACGCCCUCGCCACCACGUUUGGAGGAGGAGGAGGAGGUGCCGACGAGGCCGCUCACAGGGCAAGGCUCCAGCAGAGCAUGCCCUACGUCUACGACAACUUCCAGGUCGCCGCUCGUGAGGUUUCGGCGAGCCUCGACCACCUCAGGGACAGGAUCACGCAGAUUGGGGUGUACGAUUUGGCCGCGCUCAAGAGCAGGCUCGGCCCCAUGCGCAACCGCGUGCGUCCCCUGUAG
Molecule: messenger RNA, 996 nt
Organism: Pseudozyma flocculosa PF-1
Lineage: Eukaryota; Fungi; Basidiomycota; Ustilaginomycetes; Ustilaginales; Ustilaginaceae
Exons: 2
Coding region: 1-996 (331 amino acids)
Source: RefSeq, a predicted model, not a curated record